UCUCUCUCGAAGAAGCGACGCAUGUAUACCCAGCUUCACACGACAAGCAAAACCCAACACGCACGACAAAAUCCCUUCGAUAUCCCAGAAACCAAAAACCAACGACACGGUGGUAACCGGUCCUAGCUCCUCCGUUCUUGACCAUUCUCGAUCUUGUUGCCCGUAGAUUUAGAGAAAAAUCACAUCUUUUUCCAUCAUUUACCCCACUGAGACGAAACCCACCAACGAAUCAGACCAAGAACCUUCCCCUUCAAUGCUCCUUCGACUGGAGGCAAAUCUUCCCUUCCAGUCCUCGAUCCAUUGAUCCCAGAGAUUGCCCAUUUGACCCCUUUUUUCGCUCUUCUUUUGCUUGUCCUCUGUAAUAAUGGAGCUCCCGAGAUCAGUGAGGAGGUCGAUGCCCGGGUUCUUGCUAGGGUUCCUGCUGCUGUCGCUGGUGCCCCUGUCCGCGGCGAGAUUUGUGGUGGAGAAGAACAGCUUGACCGUGACGUCGCCGGAUAAGAUCAAGGGCACGUACGACAGCGCGAUCGGCAACUUCGGGAUCCCCCAGUACGGGGGUAGCAUGGCCGGUGCCGUCGCGUACCCGAAGGAGAACCGGAGGGGUUGCAAGGAGUUUGGCGAGUUCGGCCUUUCGUUCAAGUCCAAGCCCGGCAUGCUUCCCACGAUCCUCUUGGUCGAUCGCGGAGAUUGUUUCUUUGCUUUAAAGGUUUGGAAUGCCCAGAAAGCUGGUGCUGCUGCAGUACUUGUUGCGGAUGACAUUGAGGAAGCAUUAAUUACGAUGGAUUCUCCUGAAGAGGAUGGUUCGACUGCAAAGUACAUUGAAAAUAUUACUAUACCUUCUGCACUUAUUGAGAAAAGUUUUGGUGAAACAUUAAAGAAAGCAAUAAGUGGUGGAGAUAUGGUCAAUGUGAAUCUUGAUUGGAGAGAAGCUGUUCCCCACCCUGAUGAUCGUGUUGAGUAUGAGUUAUGGACCAACAGCAAUGAUGAGUGUGGAGUUAAAUGUGACAUGUUGAUGGAGUUUGUGAAGGAUUUUAAGGGUGCGGCACAGAUACUUGAAAAGGGCGGAUACACUCAGUUCAACCCCCAUUAUAUUACUUGGUAUUGCCCUCAAGCAUUUACCUUAAGCAAGCAGUGUAAAUCCCAAUGCAUAAAUCAUGGGAGAUAUUGUGCUCCUGAUCCAGAGCAGGAUUUCAGCUCCGGUUAUGAUGGGAAGGAAGUUGUGCUUGAAAACUUAAGGCAACUAUGUGUGUUCCGAGUGGCUAAUGAAACUAAAAAGCCAUGGGUGUGGUGGGACUAUGUCACUGAUUUUCAGAUUAGAUGUCCCAUGAAGGAGAAGAAAUACAACAAGGAAUGUGCAGAUGGCGUUAUCAGAUCUCUUGGACUCGACCUUAAAAAGAUUGAGAAAUGCAUGGGUGACCCAAAUGCUGAUUCUGAAAAUCCUGUUUUGAAGGAAGAGCAAAAUGCCCAAGUUGGAAAAGGAACUAGAGGGGAUGUUACCAUCUUGCCAACUCUUGUUGUCAAUAGUAGACAAUAUCGAGGUAAGUUGGAGAAAGGUGCUGUUUUGAAGGCAAUCUGUGCUGGUUUUGAGGAAACUACUGAGCCUGCUGUCUGUCUUAGUGGUGAUGUGGAGACAAAUGAGUGCUUGGAUAAUCAUGGUGGCUGCUGGUGGGACAAAACAGCUAAUAUCACUGCCUGCAAGGAUACAUUUCGUGGGAGAGUGUGUGAGUGCCCCUUGGUUGAUGGUGUGCAAUUCAAAGGAGAUGGCUACACCACCUGUGAAGCAAGUGGACCUGGUAGGUGCAAGAUAAACAAUGGAGGUUGUUGGCAUGGAUCUCAGAAUGGGCAUUCUUACUCUGCUUGUUUGGAUUUCGGGAACAGCAAAUGCCAGUGUCCUCCUGGGUUUAAAGGGGACGGUGUCAAAACUUGUGAAGAUAUUGAUGAAUGCAAAGAGAAGAAAGCCUGUCAAUGCCCUGAAUGUAGCUGCAAGAAUACCUGGGGAAGUUAUGACUGCACAUGUAGUGGAGAUCUUCUGUACAUCAGGGAUCACGACACCUGCAUAAGUAAGAGCAGUAAAGAGACAAAAUCUGCCUGGACUGCUGUUUGGGUCAUUGUGAUAGGUUUAGCCAUGGCUGCUGGUGGUGCAUAUCUUGUCUACAAAUAUAGAUUGAGGUCAUACAUGGAUUCAGAGAUCAGGGCUAUAAUGGCACAGUACAUGCCUCUUGAUAGCCAAGCUGAAGUCCCGAAUCAUGUCAGUGAAGAUCAUGCAUAGAGAGAGAGAUAGAGAGAGAGAGAGGCUAUGCACGGUUUGGUCUCUCGAAGGUUUUAGGCGACUGAAAGGAUUUGGUUUGAGUGAACUGCGCUUAAUUUAUCCAUUCACAUAUUUUAAACGUGAAUUGUGUCACUGUAAAUUAUGAUGUGGCGCAAAGUAAUGGGUCACGGGUCACAUAUUUUUAGCGAUUGGAUUAUUUCAGAGAGCCACUUCAUGAUCUUGUGCUAGAUUGGAAAGGUUUCAUGUGGAAUGGGGUGUAUAUGACUUAGAGACAGUAGCUUCUAGGACUCUUUUCUCAGUUUUAUUAGAUUGUUUUUUUUUAUUUACAUCGAGAAUGAGCUCCCCCAUUCUAUGUUUAAAGUGCUUUGUAUACCGUCUUUGUUUUAGGACAACGUUUUGGUUCUUGCCUGAAA
Molecule: messenger RNA, 2679 nt
Organism: Rhodamnia argentea
Lineage: Eukaryota; Viridiplantae; Streptophyta; Magnoliopsida; Myrtales; Myrtaceae
Product: vacuolar-sorting receptor 1-like
Exons: 12
Coding region: 365-2266 (633 amino acids)
Molecular function (GO): calcium ion binding
Source: RefSeq, a predicted model, not a curated record